AAAAAAUAAAAAAACAAGAAAAGGCAUAUUUACUUAGGGAUUCUCUCAUCUAUUAUCUCUCUCUCUCUCUCUCCACCGUCGUUCCCAUUCAUUAAAGUCUCUCUUUCUCUCUCUCCAGAGCCGAUGAUAAACGACGGCGGAUUUCACCGGAACUAAGGGAAUCAAGUUGGGCUAUGGCGGAGGAAGAUGUUUCGAGCAGCUUCCGAGCCCUUGUGGAGAACGCCGACCGGAAGUUCGCCAGAGUUCGUGAUCUCCCGGCGUUUGGAAGAGCACAGAGUCACUACUUCCACAAGGUUUUCAAGGCCUACAUGAAACUCUGGAAUUUUCAGCAGUCGCACAGGUCGAAGCUGGUGGAGUCCGGUCUAAACCGGUGGGAAAUCGGCGAGAUCGCGAGCCGGAUUGGUCAGCUUUACUUCAGCCAGUACAUGAGAACCAGCGAGGCUCGGUUUCUUCUAGAGGCUUAUGUGUUCUACGAAGCGAUUCUGAAGAGAAGGUACUUCGAGGAAGCUCACGGGAAGGAUCUCGGUGCUCGAUUCAAGGAGUUACGGUUCUACGCCAGGUUUUUGCUCGUCUCGUUGAUCGUGGGUCGGAAGGAAAUGGUUCUGCACUUAUCAGAGAAGCUUAGGGCUUUGGUGGAUGACAGCAAAUCCAAUUUCAGGGAGACAAACUUCAAGGAGUGGAAGCUGGUUGUGCAAGAAAUCACUCGAUUUACAAAAUCUGACACAAGCUUAACAUAUCUGAGGCCUCUUCGUUACUGCGCAAUGCUUGAUUCCUAUCCAGCUUCUCAAACAUACAUUGCGCGGUUCCACGCUAAGAAGCUGUUUAAGUUUCGUGAUGCUCUCUUGGCAAGCUAUCACCGUAACGAGGUGAAAUAUGCUGAAGUCACGUUGGAUACGUAUAGAAUGAUGCAGUGUUUAGAAUGGGAGCCAAGUGGAUCUUUUUACCAAAAACGGCCUGUCGAAACGAAGGAGAAUGGUUUUGUGGUUGAUCACACACUAACUUCUGGGCUUAUAGAUAUGAAAUUGGCUGCUGAUAUGGCGGAUCCAUCAUUACCUCCUAAUCCUAGGAAAGCAGUUCUUUAUCGUCCCACGGUAUCCCACUUGCUAGCGGUCUUGGCAAUGAUUUGUGAUGAGCUCUCUCCAGAGUGUGUGAUGCUGAUAUAUUUGUCAGCUUCGGGUUCAAACAACCUUUACCCUGGUGAUCUAAUCCCUUUUACGCGGAAACCUCUUUUCUUGAUCAUUGAUAGCGACACUAGCCGUGCAUUCAAGGCAGAGAGAGGCGAGCCUGUUGCUCUACUUCUUUCUCCUCUGAAGCCAUCUUUGGAGAAUUCAUCUGCUGAUGAUACAGCAGAACUAAACGGAAGUCAGUUUACUUUUUUCUUGACAGCUCCUUUACAAGCUUUCUGUCAAAUGAUGGGCCUCUCAAACUCAGAUCCCGACCUUGAGGUUUACGAUGAAGCAGAGAGCAUACUAUCUGCUUCCUUCUCUGAGUGGGAAACGAUUCUCUUGACUUCCAAAGUAUUGAAUCUUGUCUGGGCACAGGUCUUGCCCGAUCCAUUCUUGAGACGGCUGAUUCUCAGAUUCAUAUUUUGUCGGUCUGUACUCACUUCCUUCAGCCACACAAAGGAUAAUGACCCGUGUUUACCACAAUGCCACCCAAAUCUACCGGACUCAGUCUCACCGAUCUGUAAACCAGUGCAGUCCGCAGUACAGCGACUAGCUGAUCACUUGGGUGUUGCCAAAUCUUUCCAUUUCAACAACUCAUAAUUUUAGUUUAACCCAUGAGCCUCUCCAUCUUCUUGGUUGGAGAUUGGUGGGUGAAUAUGUUGGUUGUUCGUUUUCAUAGAAGAAAGUCUGUAUUUUUUUUUAGGGUAUAAAGAAAAUGUAAUUUGGGGAUUAAAUUUUUGUUGGUUUUGAUGAUUCUUUAGCUUUUGUCCUUUGUAAAAGAUUAGAACCAGGAAAUAAGUUAGUAGUCUCUUGCCUUCCUCUCUUCUUAGGAUUCGUUUGUUUUGUGUACGAUGAGAUGAACAAAUCUGUGCAUUGCAUAAAGAAAGUGUGACAUUGUUGUUCUUUCGCAAAUUCUUAGUUACUUUUGUGAUGAGGAUGAGGUUUCCAGGUUUUCUGUUUCA
Molecule: messenger RNA, 2128 nt
Organism: Thlaspi arvense
Lineage: Eukaryota; Viridiplantae; Streptophyta; Magnoliopsida; Brassicales; Brassicaceae
Source: the annotation of a GenBank genome assembly